Molecule: messenger RNA, 3393 nt
Organism: Cavenderia fasciculata
Lineage: Eukaryota; Evosea; Eumycetozoa; Acytosteliales; Cavenderiaceae
Product: Tenascin
Exons: 13
Coding region: 1-3393 (1130 amino acids)
Source: RefSeq, a predicted model, not a curated record
AUGAUAUUAAAUGCAACAAGUACUAAUGACAUCAAUGCAGUUCAAUGGUUAUGUUAUCAAUAUGGGGUACAAUCGAUUCCAUUCGACUCGACAAUGUGCAAUGGGUACCCUCAAAUCAUUUGUUCUCCAAAUGGUGAUGUUAUUCAAAUUAACCUAAAAAUAGAGACAUCUCAAGGUGUUGAAAUGCCAAACGCUACAAUGCCUCUUAUAUUUGAUUCAUUGACCAUACUCGAGAUUACAUUGGGUGCAUCUACAAGAGUUGCUAUACCAAGCAUCAAUAUAUUAUCUAAACUAACAAACAUGCCAAAACUAGUUAAAAUAGCUAUUACAAAUGAUCCAACUAUUGAUAUGAUACCAACAUCAUUUCCAACAAUGAUACCAAAUCUAUCAACACUUCAAUUAAUCAAUAAUAAGCAAUUGACUACUAUUCAAAAUCCAAUUGGGUUUAUUCAACAUCCCAACCUCGCUUAUUUAAGCAUUCUCGGAUCACCUUUAAAACAUGUUACUGUAAACUCUUCCAUCGGUAUUCCCAAUCUAACAGAAUUACAAUUAUCAUUAAUACCAACCGAACCAAAAUAUCUUGAUUUACAAUCAUCCAAAUUUCCGCGUUUAAGAUAUCUUGUUAUGAAUAAUAAUAUAUUAGGAAAUAUUUAUACUGGUCCCCCAAUUACUAUUACUUUUAAUUCAAAAGUAUUAUCUACAGUAACAUUAAUCGGUAAUAGUUUUAAAUUGUCAAUAGUAAAUACAAGUUCACUUUUAUCAUUGUAUAUUUCAGGAAAACAAUCAACUUUAACUCCUAGUACCAUUGAAAGUUAUCCAAAUUUGGCAAGAGCUAAUUUGAAUGAUAUUACAUCAUCGAUUGUUUCAUAUAAUCAAUAUCCUACCUAUUUGCAGUUUUAUGGAAUGACCAACAGCACUUUGACAACAAUUCCAAAUAUACCAUUUCCUGAAUCAAUGAAAUCAAUAGAUUUUUCAAAUAAUCAACUUCAAGGUCAAAUUGAUUUCAAUACAUUGUUUCCUCCGGUUGUAUCUUCAAUGUUUACCAUUCAUAACAAUCCUGGUAUAACUGGAUCAAUCCCAGAAUCAUUUUGUGCCAAUUAUUUGUAUGCCAAUAAUACUGGACUAGUAUCGAUUCCCGAUUGUUUUUGGUGUUAUUAUGGUAAUCCAUACAUGUUUCAAAUAUAUCCUCAAACUCUACCUCCCAAUUUCGUUUGUACUGCAGAAUUUAAUUCAACAUUAAUACCAAUUAAAUCAAACUUGGGUAUGAUUUAUGGUAGAAACCUUGGAUAUGGUGCAAUCGAGCAGGGGUAUGCUUUAAUUGUUGUCAUUGCAAAUUCUCAAAUGUUGAUGCAUAUUACUAAUACGCCUCGACAAGGUGGUCCCCCAAGAACAGUAUCGAUCAGACCCCACAGCAGCACUAUAUACAAUCUAUCGGUGAUCGAAACAGAUAUCAUCAUUAGAGACCUGGAUAUCUCCCAAAAGCCAUCCUCCACCGCUGUCUUGUUAAGCCUUGCAUUUUACAAUGAUUAUCUACCACAUUAUUUGACAAUUGACCAAGUGGUGAAUGGAACCGUUACACAACAAUUCCCAUGUCCCGUCGUAUCAACUACAAAUGACUCAUUUAUUUGUGAAACAAAUAUGCCAGUUCAACCUGGCAUCGUUAAUAUUCAUUUUAAAAAUGAAUAUUAUUCAAUCUCUAAUAAUUCUAUUGAAUUUAUUCAAGAUAAUAUUGUAAAGAAUGGAUCUGUGUUUACAUUAACUGGGAUAUUCUCGCAGAUAUCAGCACCGUCAACUCUUACAUUCAGCUCUGUGUUUGGUGAUAGCCGUUGUAUAGUGACUGAAUUUUCAUUUAGUCAAAUCAAAUGUACUCUUGAAGAGAAUAUUAAAGGUGGACCAUUGGUCAUUGUAAAGAUCAAGGUUGAUAGUUAUUCCAAUGUAUAUUCAAUCGACACUAUUCCAACCCCUUAUAGUAAAUGUAUGAAUGAUACAUUCAACUGUCACGACAAUGGUCAAUGUUCCUUUGAUGGUUUUUGUGUUUGUCCAUCACCAUCAUUUUAUAAUAAUUGUUUAAUUCCAUAUCCAACAAUAUCAUCAUCAUCUAUAAUUACUAGUGGUAAUGAUAGCAAACAAUUGAUAUUUUUUGGUGAUUUUGGACCAUUUAAUCAAUCUGGAGUUAUAGUAUUGAUCAAUGAAACAAUUAGUUGUAAUGUAACAACUGCUUCACAACAAUUGAUUCAAUGUCAACUAGAAAAUACACCAACUAUAGGAAUUGCAUCUGUCAAGAUACAAGUUGAUACCCGAACCGUCAUUGUCAACGAUGCUAUAUUAUUCUCUAAUCCAACACCACCUAUUUAUAAUGAUGAAGAAUCAUGUCGAAAAGAUACCCAUGAUUGUUUUGGUAAUGGACAUUGUGAUGAAAUGGGACAAUGUCAAUGUGAUGUUGAUUAUCAUUCAAUUGAUAAUUGUAGAACUAAAUUUUUAAAUUCAAUUGAUACACCAAAUAUUAAUAAUGUAUCACCAAUUAUAUCUUUUAAUUUUGAAUCGAGUUCUUUUCAAUUUGAAAUCUAUUCCAUUCAAGAAAUUGAUUUUGAAAGUAAUUUAACAGCAAAAAAGGAAUUAUUAAUUUCAAAUUAUAAUUGGAGUAUGAAUAGUAAUAAUAGUAACGCAACAACUUCAUCCUAUACAUUAGUAUUUGAUGAUGACAACAGUAAUAAUAAUAGUAGUAGUAACUCAACAAUUCCAAAAGAUUUAAAUGUUACAUCUAUUAUUUCAUACAAUAGAGAAUCAAGUAAAAUUGAAUUGAUUGGUGGUAUAAAUGAAACAUUUGAUUUAAAUCCAAAUUCGAUUAGAUUAUCAGUAUCUAUAGAGGGAUGGAGAUAUUCAUCUAAUAUGGCCAGACUCAAGGUUCUAUUCAAGACAACCAUUCCGAAAGAACAAACAUUUAUUUUUGAUUGUGACGAGCAACCAUUAGACAGUUUUACCAAUAACCAAUUGUCACCAACUAUCCAGUACAUUCGCAUUGCACGAGAUAAUGUACAAUACCAUGGUAGAUUUGUUGAUCGCGUAGUGUCGGAUGGCCACCCAACCUACUCCAAAACAGAACUGGUUUCACUGACACCAUUGAACGACCAAGAAUCAACGGCCAUCAUUGGAAUCAACCUCCCUCAAUGCCAGCAAUGCACCAUUGAUCCAAUCGAUUUCACUCCGUUGCACUACGACCAAGGCAGUCAAGAUUGCGACAAAUCAGAUUCAUGGAAAAUAAUUGUCGGUGUAGUUCUUGGCCUCACUGCAUUCAUUGCCCUCGUCAUAGCAUCAGUCAUCAUAGUGAAAAAGAAAAUGUUAAUAAGAGAGUCUGAAAAAAUGAGAGAAAGAAAAUUACAACGUUAUAAAUAA